Molecule: messenger RNA, 2811 nt
Organism: Peronospora farinosa
Lineage: Eukaryota; Oomycota; Peronosporomycetes; Peronosporales; Peronosporaceae
Source: the annotation of a GenBank genome assembly
AUGGCGACUGUCGUGAUGGGUCAAGGCGUCAUUGGGCGGGCGGCGUCGACUGCAGAACCUUUGUUUGAUGGUAGUGUUCUGUGCGUCCCAGUAUUUGAUCAAAGUCAUCAAGUCGAUAGUGUCGUUGUAUUCUACGGGUCACAAGGGACAAAGCAAGAUAACGGCGGAACUUUUAGACAGUGCGAUGUGGAACUAUGCAAUAUUGACUGCGGUCACGUUGGAAGCUCGUUACAGCGCCAAGCACUUGAAGAUGCGGCAAAAAAGGCGCAAGACAAAGCGCAAGCUUUGCUGGAGCUUUCCGAUCUACUGUUUUGUGAACUUGAGCUAUCUCCUAAAUCAACGGCGAUGAUUCUGACAGUGGCGCGGGCAAUUGUUAAGAAGUCGUGGUUUCAUGUUGCGGAGUGUAACGUGUAUUUGAGAGAUCCGCUAACUUGCGAGCUUUACUCACCAGGCAAUGCAACUCAAGGUGAUCUCCGUGUUCGUCUAUCUCAGGCUAGUAAAUGUGCUAUGGUUGCAGCACGUACUGGCAACGUGGUGAAUGUACGAGAUGCAACAGCGGAUUCAUUUUCGCACGAGCACCACUCGAAAACAGUUUUAGCCGUGCCCGUUAAGGAUCCGAUUACUGGAGCUGUGCUAGCAGUGCUGGAAUUACGAGACAAGCAUCUGAUCAGCUCACAAGAAGAUUCACAAGCUGCAUCAGCAGCUACCAGUUUCUGCAAACACUACUUUGAUCAUAACGACGAAGACCUCGCAAGAGGAAUGGCGCGUCAGGUCGCAUCUGCAUUGCGGAAUACCCAGCGUCUCGAUGCAGCACGAACAGCUCAGAGAAAAAGCGCUGCUUUGCUCUCUCUGCGCCUUCCUGCGUAUACUGGCAAUAUGCCCGGAGAACAGGCUGGAGCAGUGUUUUCUUUCGUUGAGGCAGCAGCAUGCCGAGCUUUGGAGGCUUCGCAUGGUGCUCUUUUUCUUGUUGAUGCACCAAGCCGUUCACUGUUUGCCCGUGUGGGUGCUGACUGGCGAGGUUAUGCGCUAUCAAUCGGUCAGAAGUUACAAGGUCGUGUUGCUUCCACUGGGACAGUCAUGCGUCUCCGUGAGGCUCGUACCCAUCCAGAGUUUGACAGUGAUUAUGAUCGCUUGAUGGGUAUGCAGACAUCAAGUUUAUUGUGCGUUCCAAUCAAGGCACAGCCGUCAAUGUCCUCAUUUGUCUCCUCAGGAGCUUCUGGCCGAUCUGAGCGCCGUUGCAGCAGCUUCAGUACGAGCAGCAGCACGGACGAUUACAGCGAUGAUCGGCCAGUUAUUGGCGUGUUUUAUGCUGUUAACAAGAUCAACACUAGCGGUGACACUGAGGGGUUUGAUGCGGAAGACGAGCAAGUUCUGCGAGCAAUUUGUGUUGAACUCUCUGCUCUCGUAGAGCGCCGUGCUUGGGAGCUUGCGUUUGAGUCUCCUUCGUACGAGGACAGUGAAAGCAGUGACAGUGAAACGGAGGGUCACGUGACGCGGACGUUCUUGUCGCAAUAUACCACAGCAUCACCUGUGCGGCGUCGACGACGACCUCGUUCACGUCUUCCAUCUGUCGUCAACGAUCUCGAUCAUGCUGCAGCAGUUGUCGCUUCCACAUCGUAUCACGAGCGCUGCUUCUUGAGUAGCAAAGGCGGAUUUUUACAAUGGAAUUUGGACCCGUGGCAGUUUUCACCGGCACAGCUUGUUGACCUUGCCGUGGAUAUGUUCGAGCUUCAUGAAUUGAUGGACAGGUUUGAUUUGCCUGAGGCCACUUUGCGUCGCUUCCUGCACAGCGUACAAGCCCAAUACCUCGAUGUACCGUAUCACAACACGUACCGUGCCUUCGCGACACUCCACAUGACGUUCUUGAUGCUCAGUGCACAAAGCAAAAAGCUUGCUCCGUAUCUGAUUCCUGCGUCAAUUGCACUGGGAGUUGGCCCGACAACGAAUGCUCAAGCCGUUGAAAGAAGCCGACAGAAGCGGUGUGGUCAACUGGUUCUCGCUCCGCGCGAGCGACUUGCACUUUUUGUGGCAGCUUUUUGCCACGACAUGGGCCACGAUGCCCGCACGAACGACUUUCACGUGAGAUGCAACUCGCGACUUGCUCGUCGUUACAAUGAUCAUUCAGUUUUGGAGAACAUGCACGCAGCUGCAUGCUUCGAGACCAUGCGAAGGCCCGGCCAUGAUAUUCUUGCUGGUCUUGAGGAUAGCUCGAGUGAUACUGUUGGCAGCCGUCGCGUUGUCCGCAAGCGUAUCAUCCGUUCCAUUCUUGCCACGGAUAUGCACCGGCACGCGAGUAUCGUGGCCAAGCUGCAUGAAGCACAAGUUCGUGGAAGCCGUAAUGACGGUGACGCGUUGUGUGAGCUGCUCGUGGACGCUGUGAUUCAUUCGGCAGAUGUAUCUGGUCCAACUCAAACUUGUGAGCAGCAUUUCCGCUGGACAAGGAGGCUGCUUGACGAGUUCAACGAGCAACAUGCUGAAGAGGUUGAAUUGGGCAUUUCUGCGACAGCUUUCAUGGAUGGUCGACCGGACUCGGCCGAAUUUGCAAGGGUAAAUUUGGCUUUCGUUGGCUCAUGUGCGUUCCCUCUGUGGCGAGCAAUGGGAGGAAUGUUAGCCGGAUUGGAAGGUUGUCUUGCAAAUGUGGAGCGAAAUCGUGCGAUGUGGGCUACUAGGUUGGAACAAGCAACACAGUUAGAAGCUAACGAACGUACCGACAAGGUUCCAGCCACACCUUUCACCCCCACGAAAGAGACGGUCCCUGAGAGGCUAAACAUUGCCAUUGUAAGUGUCAGCACGCCGGAAACAUGCGGCUAA